GUGCCAAGAGACUUCUUCGGUAGGGUCGUAGAGGCCAAACCUGCAGCCGAGACUGUGCCGACGGACGCCGAAGGGAAACCAAUAAGUAUCAAACCCGAGGUGACCGUGUGGCUGAGUUACAACCAAGGUUUUACUAACGCUGUCAAGCGCCCGGUCAAGGUUACAGACCUUCUUUAG
Sphaeroforma arctica JP610 is the source of this 177-nucleotide messenger RNA. RefSeq lists its product as hypothetical. The record is from RefSeq and is a predicted model, not a curated record. NCBI's taxonomy places the organism in Eukaryota, Ichthyosporea, Ichthyophonida. The transcript has a single exon. The annotation marks the transcript as partial.